Halichondria panicea is the source of this 2410-nucleotide messenger RNA. RefSeq lists its product as uncharacterized. The record is from RefSeq and is a predicted model, not a curated record. The coding region runs from base 98 to 2242 and encodes 714 amino acids. NCBI's taxonomy places the organism in Eukaryota, Metazoa, Porifera, Demospongiae, Suberitida, Halichondriidae. The transcript has 23 exons.
UGCAUGAUUAUGAGUAUAUAAGUGGGUCACAUUUUCUCAUUGACAUCGACUGCAAUUGUUCAUCAUUUCAAGUUGUUUUCUGGAUAUAAUUAUCAUCAUGAAGGUUUCAGUGAUUGCCACUGUGGCUCUGCUAUCUCUCCUGGCUCUGGCCUCUUCUGCUCCUCAUCGUCUGCAAAAAGAUAACAACAUAGUUGGCAACCGAAAGGUCGAGAAACAGGGAUACUACAAGAAUGCUGAACAGGCCGAUGAACAGGGAUACUACCAGAAUGUUGAACAGGCCGAUGAGCAGGGAUACUACCAGAAUGUUGAACAGGCCGAUGAGCAGGGAUACUACCAGAAUGCCGACAAGCAGGGAUACUACCAGAAUGCCGAUGAGCAGGGAUACUACAAGAAUGCUAUGACUGAACAAAAAGAUGGCCCCGCCGUUCGUGAGCAAGGCUAUUAUAAGCAGUUGAUGGAUGCCCUCAAGCAACAAGAUGGCGGCCCAGUUCGUGAGCAAGGCUAUUAUAAGAAGCUGAUGGAUGCCCUGCUGCAAGGAUACUAUCAAGCUGAUGAACAGGGAUACUACAAGAAUGCUAUGACCGAACAAAGAGAUGGCCCCUCCGUUCGUGAGCAAGGCUAUUAUAAGCAGUUGAUGGAUGCCCUCAAGCAACAAGAUGGCGGCCCAGUUCGUGAGCAAGGCUAUUAUAAGAAGCUGAUGGAUGCCCUGCUGCAAGGAUACUAUCAAGCUGAUGAACAGGGAUACUACAAGAAUGCUAUGACUGAACAAAGAGAUGGCCCCUCCGUUCGUGAGCAAGGCUAUUAUAAGCAGCUGAUGGAUGCCCUCAAGCAACAAGAUGGUGGCCCAGCCGUUCGUGAGCAAGGCUAUUAUAAGCAGCUGAUGGAUGCCCUCCAGCAACAAGAUGGCGGUCCAGUUCGUGAGCAAGGCUAUUAUAAGAAGCUGAUAGAUGCCCUGCUGCAAGGAUACUAUCAAGCUGAUGAACAGGGAUACUACAAGAAUGCUAUGACUGAACAAAGAGAUGGCCCCUCCGUUCGUGAGCAAGGCUAUUAUAAGCAGCUGAUGGAUGCCCUCAAGCAACAAGAUGGCGGCCCAGCUGUUCGUGAGCAAGGCUAUUAUAAGCAGCUGAUGGAUGCCCUCCAGCAACAAGAUGGCGGUCCAGUUCGUGAGCAAGGCUAUUAUAAGAAGCUGAUAGAUGCCCUGCUGCAAGGAUACUAUCAAGCUGAUGAACAGGGAUACUACAAGAAUGCUAUGACUGAACAAAGAGAUGGCCCCUCCGUUCGUGAGCAAGGCUAUUAUAAGCAGCUGAUGGAUGCCCUCAAGCAACAAGAUGGCGGCCCAUCUGUUCGUGAGCAAGGCUAUUAUAAGCAGCUGAUGGAUGCCCUCCAGCAACAAGAUGGCGGCCCAUCUGUUCGUGAGCAAGGCUAUUAUAAGCAGCUGAUGGAUGCCCUCAAGCAACAAGAUGGCGGCCCAUCCGUUCGUGAGCAAGGCUAUUAUAAGCAGCUGAUGGAUGCCUUGCAGCAGGGAUACUAUCAAGCUGAUGAACAGGGAUACUACAAGAAUGCUAUGACUGAACAAAGAGGUAGCCCCUCUGUUCGUGAGCAAGGCUAUUAUAAGCAGCUGAUGGAUGCCCUGCAGCAGGGAUACUAUCAAGCUGAUGAACAGGGAUACUACAAGAAUGCUAUGACUGAACAAAGAGGUGGCCCCUCCGUUCGUGAGCAAGGCUAUUAUAAGCAGCUGAUGGAUGCCCUGCAGCAGGGAUACUAUCAAGCUGAUGAACAGGGAUACUAUAAGAAUGCUAUGACUGAACAAAGAGAUAGCCCCUCUGUUCGUGAGCAAGGCUAUUAUAAGCAGCUAAUGGAUGCCCUGCAGCAGGGAUACUAUCAAGCUGAUGAACAGGGAUACUACAAGAAUGCUAUGACUGAACAAAGAGGUGGCCCCUCUGUUCAUGAGCAAGGCUAUUAUAAGCAGCUGAUGGAUGCCCUGCAGCAGGGAUACUAUCAAGCUGAUGAACAGGGAUACUACCAGAAUGCUGAACAGGCCGACGAGCAGGGAUACUACCAGAAUGCCGACGAGCAGGGAUACUACCAGAAUGCUGAUGAACAGGGAUACUACAAGAAUGCUAUGACUGAACAAAAAGAUGGCCCCUCUGAGAAGACACUAGUGACAGAUGCUCCAAUGCAAAAAGAUGGCUCAGUUGAUGAGCUACUGCUAGCAGUGCUGCAGUCCAUGCUGGAUGAGUGAGCAAGAGUAAACCAGCCGAAUACGAUAAACCAACAAGAACACAAAUAGUAGAACACGUUAGAAAUUGUAGAACACCUUAGAGCAAUGCAUUAUAUCACCUAAUUAUUGUUUGAACUUGGUAGAAACAAUUGUGAAGAACACAAUAGAAAGAAAUGUUCUAUAGCAAGA